AGGCUCCCCGUCGCCAUGGCUCCCGGUCGCCUUGGACCCCCCGUGCUCCUCGUCCUCCUCCUCCUCCUCGUGCCGCUGCUGUUCUCGUCUCUCGCCGAGGGGGCCCCUGCUGCCGCCGCGGUCCCCGGCGCCCCGGGCCCCCCGCGGCAGGCCAACGACUCCGGCUGGUCCGUGGAGUCGGGGCACGGCUCCCUGCCGGGCCACACCAAGGUGCCCAAGGGCGACUGGCGCCUCAGCGUCCUCUCCAUCGACUACAGCGCCGUGCAGUACCCGCUCGAGGUCACGCUCUGGAUCAUGCUCGCCUCCAUCGCCAAGAUCGGCUUCCACCUGGCGCGGCCCAUCUCCACCUUCGUGCCCGAGAGCUGCCUGCUCGUCAUCAUGGGCCUGCUGGUGGGGGCCGUCAUCCGCGUGGCCCACCCGCCGCAGCUGCCCUCGCCCGACCUCGUGUUCGGGGUGGACGCCUUCUUCCUCUACCUGCUGCCCCCCCUCAUGCUCGACUCGGGCUACUUCCUCCCCACUCGCCAGUUCAUGGAUAACAUCGGGACCAUCAUCAGCUACUCGGUGUUUGGCACCCUGUGGAACGCGCUCAGCAUCAGCCUCUUCCUCUUCGGCAUCUGCCAGAUCUCCGUGUUCAACCUGGACGACAUCCCCAUGCUGCAGCUGUGCAUGUUCGGGAGCGUCAUCUCCGCCGUCGAUCCGAUCUCCGUCAUCGCCGUCUUCGAGCAGAUCCAAGUGAACGAUCAGCUGCAGACGCUCGUGUUCGGGGAGUCGCUGCUGAACGACGCCGUCACCGUGGCGCUGUACCAGCUCUUCCUGGAGAUGUGCGACAUGCAGAAGGUGCUGGGCAUCGACGUGGCGGUGGCGAUCCUGCGGGUGGUGCUGUGCGGCUUGGGCGGCAUCGUAGUGGGGCUCUUCUACGGCUUCCUGGCGGCGUUCGCGUCGCGCUUCACGCACCGCGUGAGCGUCCUGGAGCCGCUCUUCGUCUUCCUCUUCGCCUACCUGGCCUACCUCACCGCCGAGAUGUCCAAGCUCUCCGGGAUCAUGGCCAUCGUGUCGAGCGCGGUCCUCAUGCGGCCGUACGUGGAGGCCAACAUCAGCUACAAGUCCCGCACCACGAUCCGCUACGCCGUGAAGACGCUGAGCAGCGUGAGCGAGACGCUCAUCUUCAUGUUCCUGGGCGUCUCCACGGUGUCGGCGCGAGGCCACGAGUGGAACGGGGCCUUCAUCUGCUUCACGCUCAUCGCCUGCCUCAGCUGUCGCAUCGUCGGAGUGCUCGUCAUCACGUACAUCACCAACAAGAUGCGACUCGUGCCGCUGGGCAUCAAGGAGCAGUUCGUCAUCGCCUACGGCGGCCUGCGCGGCGCCGUCUGCUUCUCCCUCGUCUUCCUGCUUCCCACCGACCCCUUCGUCCGCAAGUCGGUCUUCCUCACCGCCAGCAUCGCCGUCAUCUUCUUCACCGUCUUCGUGCAGGGCACCACUAUCCGCCCGCUACUGCAGAUGCUGGACGUGGAGCGGCGGUCGGGGCACGUGGCCACCAUGGCGGAGGAGAUCGCCAUCCGGAGCCUGGACCACCUGGUGAUCGGCAUGGAGGACAUCUGCGGCCACUACUCCCACAACAACGUCAGAGAGAGGUUCGAGAAGUUCAACCGGAGGUUCCUGUGGCCCCUGCUGGUGCGCGAGGACGCGCACGAGGACUCGCACAUCCUGGGCAUGUACCGCAAGCUAGAGAUGAAGCAGGCGAUGCAGCGCAUCGACAUGUUCCGAGUGCCGUCCACAGCCUCCGUCCUGUGCCUGGAAGAGAGGUCGUCCGUUGUAUCUGGGCAGAGUGUGGACGAGCGGCCCAAGGACGUGUUUGGUAAAGACGAUCGCAUGAAGGACAUCCGACGUCUCUUGAACAGGAGUCUCUACCGGCCCCGAAAGAGGAUAUCGUCCUACAGCCGUCACUACCUGCCUACGGAGAGCCAGGAGACGGAGGUCUUCCUGCAGAACUCGAACCCUGAGCAGCUGGAGAGGAGGCUGCGCCGUCACGGGACUCUGCCCGCGCGCUCCACGCGGGACCCGCCCCACGUGCGGCCUCGCGCCGUUCACACCCUCGAGAGGUCAAAGGUCCUCCGGCCACGGGACGGACGAGACGAGGGGGACGGCGGAGGAGAAACGCAGAGCCUGGCGGGCCCGGCCACCUUCAGGAUCGGCUCUUCCAACGCGAGCUCCGACGACGAAGCGGCCAAUUCUGGGAACGAGGCGAGGGGCAGCAAUGGGGCACACCGGCUCGCUGGGCGGUCGAGCUCGCUGCUGCACAGGCCCCACACAUAACGCACCCCGCGCAUAGCGCACCACGCACAUAGCGCACCACGCACAUAACGCACCCCGCGCAUAGCGCAUCACACAUAACGCGCCCCUAGCAUAACGCACCACACGCUUAGCGCACCCCGCAAAUAGCGCACCGCGUAUAGCGCACCACGUGCUUAGCGCACCGCGCACAGGGCGCGUUCAGCUCACAGGAGGUCGCCUGCGUCGAGACAGACGACCCACUUCGUGCACAUGGAAUAGCAACAUUCUUCUCGAGAAGCCCGGGUGAAAUUGUGUGUUUUUUUAAUGUUUAGCUCCCAAUAUUUUGUAAGGAUUGAUAACUCGUGUCAUUGUUGUUUUAUCUCAAAAAGCUGUUUAUGUAGAAGUGCUUUUUGUGUUUAGUGUGUUGUCCUCCCUGCACACCUUCAAUUAGCACGGUUGGCUACGUGCGGUGCGAAAUAAGUUAAACAUUCAUACAAGCGAUAUUAAUUGGGUUUUCUCUUAUUCUUUGGGUCUUAGAUAGGUUCAAAUUAAUAACAAAUAAAAUGUUAUUUUUUUAUUUAAUGUUUAUUUUAAUUUGAUUAAGUUUAACCUAUCUACGUGACUUUACCAAAAGACCCAAAGACGAUGAAUUCCUGCAGGCUCGAAAGCUUGAAGUCGUCAAGGGUUUUCUCUUGCCUAGUAACCAGACAAAACUCCCACGUGGGUCCUGAACAGCUGCUGAACUUUGGGUAAAUUCGCGCGAUGGUCCACCGGGUGACACAAGAGACCACGGCGGUGAUGGUGGAGUCGAAGGACGUCUCUGUAUUUACCACUGUGACUGAAGUGGAUAACGGGUUUCCUUCAUUACACUCGAACUCCGGUAGAAGCUGAUCCCAAAUCCCGUAGAGAGGCAGGACCGAUGCUGGCACCAACGGUGACGAAAGCGGCUGGUAACCCCAGCAACGCGGCUGGUAACCUCAAGCAACGCGGCUGGUAACCCCAAGCAACGCGGCUGGUAACCCCAAGCAACGCGGCUGGUAACCCCAAGUAACGCGGCUGGUAACCCCAAACAACGCAGCUGGUAACCCCAAGCAACGCUGCUGGUAACCCCAAGCAACGCGGCUAGUAACCCCAAGCAACGCGGCUGGUAACCCCAAACAACGCAGCUGGUAACCCCAAGUAACGCUGCUGGUAACCCCAAGCAACGCGGCUGGUAACCCCAAGCAACGCGGCUGGUAACCCCAAGCAACGCGGCGCAGGUGAUCAUUCUGCGGUGGCAGCUCCAUCGCGCGUGCACCGUGACAAUUGAACUCUCCUUCGAAGCCGGACCAAGUCACGGGAAUCGUUUUCAUUUGCUUUGAGACGCAGCAGCCUCUUGAUGUCACCCCAGGCUCUUUGUUUAAGGGGCCGCUUCGUGGCGUUGCCCGUUCAGGACCACCGUCUCGUGUCCACGUGCAUUGCUUCUCUUGAAUGAGGGAGCUGUGUUGCUUUUUUACCGAAUUCAAAAUACUAUAAUGAGCCAAGAAUGUCUGUGUGUAACGCGCGUGACGUCACUCCACAUGCCCCCCCCCCCCGCCGUCGUUAAUAUUCAUGAGCGGGUGGAUUUUUGCACUCAAACAGAAGGUCGAGCGGAAAUAUUUUUUUUCGCAUAUUCGCUUUAAGUUUCACGUUUCUUUAUUGAAAGUGAAUCUAAUAAAUAAUUCAACGCAGCAACAAAGUGGACGUGGUGUCUUUAUUACUUCUGCUUCUACAUUAUGGUAAAAUAGACAUUUCUCUGCGAUUUUCCAGUUAUUGUAUCGAAUUCCUAUUUAUUUCAACCUCAGCGACUGAAAGCAGAAGAGAAUAAAGUAUCAGAGCAGUGAAUUUUAACAAAUUGAAGGUCGGUUAUAUACAAUGCUAGUGACGUGAAGUGAGGUGUUUUAUGACUUCGUUUUGUGCAAUAUUCACUGACAUUAAAUUUACACAAGAUACAAUAAUUAUGCUCUGCUCAAUUUUUUC
Molecule: messenger RNA, 4269 nt
Organism: Lethenteron reissneri (Far Eastern brook lamprey)
Lineage: Eukaryota; Metazoa; Chordata; Hyperoartia; Petromyzontiformes; Petromyzontidae
Product: sodium/hydrogen exchanger 2-like
Biological process (GO): proton transmembrane transport; sodium ion import across plasma membrane; potassium ion transmembrane transport
Cellular component (GO): plasma membrane
Molecular function (GO): potassium:proton antiporter activity; sodium:proton antiporter activity
Source: RefSeq, a predicted model, not a curated record